This is a messenger RNA of Diplodia corticola, 2061 nucleotides long. Its product is annotated as yt521-b-like splicing. NCBI's taxonomy places the organism in Eukaryota, Fungi, Ascomycota, Dothideomycetes, Botryosphaeriales, Botryosphaeriaceae. The record is from RefSeq and is a predicted model, not a curated record. The transcript is spliced from 2 exons. The coding region runs from base 1 to 2061 and encodes 686 amino acids. Gene Ontology annotation, cellular component: nucleoplasm. Gene Ontology annotation, molecular function: N6-methyladenosine-containing RNA reader activity; mRNA binding. Gene Ontology annotation, biological process: regulation of alternative mRNA splicing, via spliceosome; mRNA splicing, via spliceosome.
AUGUCGUUUGUCUGGGUGCAGCAGUGGUUUGCCCUGCCCGUGGUUGUGGAAGAUCCAAUGGGCGAUGCGUCAAGCGAGAGCGGCCCUCCGCCCUCUGAGCCUUCCAGAACUGCUCUCCAGCAUGCCGCCUGCCCGCCCGACAAGCCCAGCGCCGACACGCUUCCGGCCGUUGCCGCCACUUCUUUCCAGCCGCACUAUCCGAUCCGCUCGUUAGAGGUCCAGCGGCUCUCUCACCACCACCAGCAUCCCGUCUAUGCCUACAGCAUGCCGCCCGCCCAAGCCCCGGCCCCGGCGCCCUUCAGCAUGGCCGCCAUGAACGCCAUGAACGCUGCGCUUCCCGACUACACUUCGACCAUGCCCGGUCCCGCCCCCGUUCAGUCCCCACACCAGCCGCAGCGCGGCAUCUCGGGUGCUUCUACCUCCGCGGUCGUCUACCAGUUGCAGCAGAUCUCUCAGUAUCCCCAGGCCGCCAUGGGCUACCCGUCGCAGCCAGCCUACGGUCCAAGCUACGGCACUUCCCAGUUCUCGCCUUCCUACCCGUCCUUCGCUCCCACCCAGCAGCGCGCGAUGGCGCAUACUCAAGUGCCUCAACCCUUCAUGCAAUACCCUCAUGCCCAGCCUUACAUGUACUACCCGGGACCCUUUUCCCAGCUGCCGGUGGCCUACGGUACGAACCCCGCCGCCCGAAGGGCGAGCCUACCCACAGCUCACGCGGUGACCGGUGUCGGUUUAGAAAACACCCUCCCUGCAACUGGUCUUAUUUCCAUGGCCGGCGCGGCCGUACCAAACCCAGCUGGUGACCUCGCUACAGCAGUUCAAGGUCAGUCACUGCCCGAAGUUCCAAUUGCCCUAGCUAACAAGCCACCAGCCAACUCGAAAGCUGCGUCGGACUCCGCUCACAAUUCUCUGCCACGCGGUCCACCUCGCAAGCCUCGGCAGUCUGGGCACGCCCUGUGGGUUGGUAAUCUCCCACCAGGCACGACUGUCGUAGACCUCAAGGAUCACUUCUCCCGAGAAGCAAGCAAGGACAUAGAAAGCCUGUUCCUGAUCUCGAAGAGCAAUUGCGCAUUCGUUAAUUACAAGACGGAGGCUUCUUGCACUGCUGCUAUGCACAGAUUUCACGAUUCGCGAUUCCAUGGCGUUCGACUUGUAUGCCGUCUCCGUAGAAGUGCUGCUCCCGCCUCUGGAGUACCUACCGGUCCGUCUGCUAUGUCUGUUCCCCGCCAACGUAGUCAGUCGCCUGAACAGAGCACAUCGCCCUAUCCUCCUAAUCCUGUUGCCUCCGACGGCGAUACGGUUUUCGAAACAGAGGAGAAGGGCGACGUUGAUGGAGAGCCUCGAGAAGAUAGCCCACCUGGCAAGGUUGCAGAGAAGUUCUUUGUCGUGAAGAGUCUCACACUGCAAGACUUGGAGCUCAGUGUUCGUAAUGGUAUCUGGGCGACGCAGUCACACAACGAGGACGCUCUAAACAAAGCUUACGACACUGCCGAGAACGUUUACCUGAUUUUCUCCGCUAACAAAUCAGGCGAAUACUUUGGAUAUGCCCGCAUGGCAUCUUCUAUCAAUGACAACGGCAUUGAUCUAAUACACUCUGUUCCUGAGACCCAAGCUUCAGAAUCAUCAGACACACCAAAGUCGAUACCCACAGCUGCGACGGAAUGGGCACCGAAAGGACGCAUCAUCGACGAUUCCGCACGCGGCACCAUAUUCUGGGAAGCAGACCUUUCCGAGGAUGAAGAGGAAGAGAACAAGCCGGAUGGAUCGGUGCAACCAGUCGAACUAGACGGCACUAACACGCCACAAACCUGGGGCAAGCCGUUUAGGAUUGAAUGGAUUUCAACGAACCGGCUCCCGUUCUACAGGACGAGAGGACUUCGAAAUCCUUGGAAUGCAAACAGAGAAGUGAAAAUAGCAAGAGACGGAACAGAGCUUGAACCAGGCGUCGGAAAGCGUCUCAUCCAGAUGUUCCACCGGCUAGGACCCCCGGCUGCUGGGCCUUCCGCGAUGCCUCUCAUGCAGAUGCCUAGUCAAAUGGGUGGACCGCAGAUGCGGCCUCUCUGA